Molecule: messenger RNA, 1593 nt
Organism: Penicillium cinerascens
Lineage: Eukaryota; Fungi; Ascomycota; Eurotiomycetes; Eurotiales; Aspergillaceae
Product: putative C2H2 finger domain protein
Exons: 2
Coding region: 1-1593 (530 amino acids)
Cellular component (GO): cytoplasm
Molecular function (GO): nucleic acid binding; zinc ion binding
Source: RefSeq, a predicted model, not a curated record
AUGGGUCAAUCUCAAUCGACUGGCUCAAAGGGCCCUAGUGCCCAAGAGCAACGUUCCGAGCGAAAGACGGACUACUACGAGUUGCUCGGUGUUACGCCGGCUGCUACCGAUGAUGAGAUCAAAAAGUCAUAUCGAAAGAGGGCCCUCGAACUGCACCCUGAUCGCAACUACGGAAAUGUCGAGGAGGCUACAAGACUUUUUGCUGAAAUUCAGUCGGCCUACGAGGUGCUCGCGGACCCUCAGGAGCGUGCCUGGUACGAUUCGCAUAGUGACGCAUUUUUGGGCAAUAACGGAAGCUCCGAGGGGGAUCAACAUUCGUAUAACAUUCGAGUCACAACCGCGGAAGAUGUCCUUAAGGUCUUUGCGAAAUUUAGCCCUCGCAUGGAGUUCUCGGACUCGCCGAGUGGGUUUUUCGGCGGACUUAAUGACCAAUUUUCUCAGCUGGCGCUGGAGGAGCGACUGGCAUGCCAAUGGGAAGAUCAAGACAUGGUGGACUAUCCGCCAUUUGGGACCCAUGAUGAUGAUUUUGAAACAGUCGUACGCCAAUUCUAUGCCGCGUGGAGCGGGUUCUCUACGAGGAAGUCGUUCUCCUGGAAGGAUGCUUAUCGUCUCUCCGAUGCUCCGGAUCGCCGGGUCCGCAGGCUAAUGGAAAAAGAGAACCGGCGCCUUCGAGAUGAGGCUAUUCGCGAAUUCAACGACGCUGUUCGGUCCCUGGUGGCAUUCAUCAAGAAACGGGACCCGCGAUACAAAGCUAAUGCACUGAAUGAGGCUCAAAGGCAGGAGACUCUUCGUCAGUCCGUGGCAGCCCAGGCGGCAAGAUCACGCGCGAUCAAUCAAGCCAAAAUGCGCGAGCAUGUCGUUCCCGAGUGGGCCCAGUCCGAAGAACCUGUGGCCAACGAUAGUCAAGAGAGCUCGGAGAACGAGGUGGAAAGCUUCGAAUGCGUGGCGUGCCACAAGCAUUUCAAGAGCCAGAAGCAAUUCGAAGCUCACGAACGUAGCAAAAAGCAUUUGAAGGCUGUUAAGCAGUUGCGCCGGGAGAUGCUAUUGCAGAACGAAGAGUUGGAUUUAGAGCCGGCGGUCCAAGUUGAUGCAUCCAGCCAAACAGAGGCCGUCGAUGAUGAGGGAUAUGAUGAUCUUCAUGAAUCAACCCCGCUGAGCAAUCAACCAGAUAGUUAUGUGGGCCGAGAAGCUGACGAUUCAGAAGACAUUGAAUCAUCAAACAAGGGCCAGGGCCAUCUUUCGAGCUCCGGAUCCGAGGACGAGAAGUCUAUUGGAGAUGAGGACUACGCACCUAGGGAAACGAUCGAAACAAGGCUUGCCUCAAACUUCGAUCCUUUGCAAAGCGAUGACUCGAUGACUCCAAUGACUGAGCAACUGUCCUCUUCUGGUCUUGACGACCGACCAGCCACGCCGCAGGUUGGAAAAGCUAAGCAAAAGCGGGCUAAAAAGGCUGCUCGGGAUACCGAAAACUCCGCCGGGUUGAUUUGUUCGAACUGCAAUGUCACUUUUGCCUCGAGGAAUCAACUGUUCGCUCAUAUCAAAAAAAACCCUUCCCACGCUCAACCACUUGCGGCGAAGGGGAAAAGAGGAUGA